AUGUCAGAAACACUGUCAGAAAGUCGGACCAAAAAAGUGAGCGAAUUCGACGAUGGCCGUAGGAGGCCAGUGUACAGUUGGAAAAAGUCGUUCUCGGAUUGGUGGAGGCAGUCAUGGAGCUCAGACUACACUGAUUCAAAAGUCGAGUCAAGGCUUCUUUCUUUCUUGCCGUUUUGGCCUUUGCCUGACUCUACGAGAACAGCAAAGUUUAUAGAUACUGACAUUGGAAACGGGGAACACGUGCACGAGUUUUACAUUGAAAAUACGGCUACUCCGGAAAAUGGGCUGCUGGCGCUCCCCAACCAGAUAGAUGAUUUGGUCAUUGUCCACGGAUACGCAGCUUCUUUAGGGCUCUUCUUCGAGAACUUCGACACUUUUUCGUCGGUCCCGGGCAUCAAAGUGCACGCUAUCGAUCUUCCCGGUUUCGGACUUUCUUCACGUCCUCCCUUCCCGAGGUACCCCUGUGAGACCAAAGAGGAUAUUUACAAAAUCGAAGAUUGGUUCAUAGACCGUUUGGAGGAGUGGAGAAAGAGAAGAGGAAUCAGUAGGUUUAUUCUUGUGGGUCAUUCGUUUGGCGGCUACUUGAGUUGCGCCUAUGCGAGGAAGUACAACAAGGUCAUUUCUGACGACCUGUCUCGCCGUUUGAUCGACAAAUUGGUGCUCUUGAGUCCUGUGGGUGUCGAGAGAAGUAAGCAUUCGCUAUUGCAAACGGUCCCAUUGUCGUCUGCACAAGUUUCUGACGAUGAAAGGCUGGCGGAAAAUAAGCAGGAUCCUAGUGUUCCUUACCAGAACGAAGUGUUAGCAGACCAGCAAAGUAUCAUCGAAGGAAAUGAGACUACACCCACUAACCAUCCAGGCUCGGCCACUAUGGAGCAGGAAAACUUUGGGCUGGACACUUUCAGGUGGCUCUGGAAUCAUCAUAUUUCUCCCUUCUCGAUCAUCCGUAAAGCAGGCCCGUUGAGGUCAAAGUGGAUAUCUGGAUGGACGGGGCAUAGGUUCUCCCAUAUUUACUUCGAAGACCCCGAGCGGUACCAGCACAUCCAUGACUAUUUUUACCGCAUCUUCAACGGCGCUGGCAGCGGCGAGUAUGCCAUUACUCGUGUUUUGGCACCCGUAGGACUCGCAAGGCUUCCUCUUCUUGACAGGUGCCCUGAGGCUUUUGUGAAGAUGCAAUUGCCCACAUUGUGGCUUUACGGAAGCAAGGAUUGGAUGAACGAAAAUGCCGGGGAGGAGAUGACGAAGGAGAUCAACAGGGUGGCCGAUCUGAAGGGACAGAAACCUCUUGCUCAGUUUGGAAUUAUCUCCAACGCGGGCCACCAUUUGUAUUUGGAUAAUCCCAAGGAGUUUGGGAAAAUAUUCCUUGACUUUUUGCGCAAAUAG
Molecule: messenger RNA, 1380 nt
Organism: Candidozyma auris
Lineage: Eukaryota; Fungi; Ascomycota; Pichiomycetes; Serinales; Metschnikowiaceae
Exons: 1
Coding region: 1-1380 (459 amino acids)
Biological process (GO): cardiolipin acyl-chain remodeling
Cellular component (GO): mitochondrial inner membrane
Molecular function (GO): A2-type glycerophospholipase activity
Source: RefSeq, a predicted model, not a curated record